Cydia amplana is the source of this 3167-nucleotide messenger RNA. Its product is annotated as cilia- and flagella-associated protein 251-like. Gene Ontology annotation, molecular function: protein binding. Gene Ontology annotation, cellular component: motile cilium. Lineage: Eukaryota; Metazoa; Arthropoda; Insecta; Lepidoptera; Tortricidae. Bases 1 to 3123 code for a protein of 1040 amino acids. The record is from RefSeq and is a predicted model, not a curated record. The transcript has 18 exons.
AUGAGCAAAGAGGAAUCUAAAGAAGUCAGUAAGGAGAAGUUUCAUUCGGUUCCGAACGUGCGUCCGGAUGGCGGGAAGAACUCUGAAGAUAGGAGAUUGUACAGCUUGUCUCUCUCACAGAUACGGAAGCAUUCUGCACAAUUUUCUGACUACCACCACAAGCCGUCGCCCUUUAGCCUCCGGUGGAUAACAGGCUGGAACCCGAAAGCGGGUGUGAUCAACCUUAACUCGCGCGGCAGCACCACGGUCUUCUACGCGGCGUGCAACUGCGGCAUUCUGUACAACUGGACCACUAAUCAGAUGAGGAUCUUGCAGGGACACAGACACAUGGUGAACUGCAUCGCAGCGGAUGGCGACGGCAAGUGGCUGGUGACCUCAGACUGUGGUCCUGAGAACCUCAUUACCAUCUGGGACAGCGAUGACUACUUCCCGAACAAGACCUACUUCCUUCCACACGGCAACAUGCGGGUGUCCAAGGUGGCUUUGAGCCAGGACUCAAGGUUCAUGCUGACGGUGGGAUAUCAUGAGAAAACUGCGAUCUUUUGGUGGAUUUGGUCUUCUGGGCAAGAUGAGCCACAUGCUGCCCUGGAUGUUGACAUACCUAAAGACGGAGUUUUGGCUAUGGAAUUCAACCCAGAUAACACUUGGCAAUUUGUGCUUAUGACAAAAACCGACAUUUGGAUUGGACUUUCUCAGAAAGUAUUCGUCAUGGAAAGAGGCCGUCUCAAGGAGACUGACGAAUUCGAGUUGAAAAUUAGAAUGAUUGAGAAAAAACCAGAAAUAAAUAUGGCAUUUGGGAAACUAACUUGCUUCACGUUCGUAAGCAUAACCUCACAAAUCCUGGUGGGCACUUCCAGGGGAGCCAUACAUGUGAACGGUUAUAGUAUGGAGUACCAGGAGAACAUCGAACCUAAGAGUUUCGAGUUUUUGAAGUUCGUGAAAGCGCUGAAGUUGGAGGACAGUAAGAUAAAUGUUAUUAGGAGUAUUGAUGGAGUGAUAGUGACGGGCAACAACGAUGGCCAGAUCCGCUUCUACGACGAGCAGCUGAAGCUGCUGCAUUGGCUGCAGGAGUUCUCCGUGGACCGCGUGCGUUCCAUCAGCUUCAACAUCUCUCCACGGAGCUACAAAAUCAUUGACCUCAAAUGUGGAAAACCAAAGAAAUGUCCUUUUUGGGAGAACGUGGAGACAGAAAAGGAUCCAGUGACCGGGAUUAUAAGACAGAAGCUAAUCAAGAAGGACCUGCCCACCGACGCCACGACCAGCGGCAAGACUUUCUUGGUUCGAGACUUCAUAGUCACUACCGGCAAUCAAGGAAUUGGUUUCGUUGAUUUUGUGACAGAGAAACUUGUCACGAUACUGGAUUACAGAAUCUCUCCAGCAUUGAGUGUGACGGUGCAUCCAGAAAAACCAUACUUGUGCCAAGGUUUCGCAGACGGCGUGCUCGACUUAGUGAAUUUCUCUCAACACAAACUGUUCGCAAGGAUAGACUUAAGGGAACAUUACAAGGUCGUUGUGCCGCCCAACAACGACUCCAUAAAGUGCGAGUACGAAUUCCACAAGCCGGAGCUCUCGGUGACCUGUUUGAAGUAUGCGCCCUCUGGCUUGCAUUUAGCUUGUGGCUUGAACACCGGGCAACUGCUGUUCCUCGACCCAGUCACCAUAAAGAUCCUGACGCAACCGUUUAAUGACUCGCAGCAUGCCAUCAAGGACAUCAGCUACAGCUGCGACUCUUUGACGCUUGCCUUCUCCGAUGCCGGUCACACAGUAUGCGUGUACAAGUACGACUGCAAGGCGUUAGCGUGGACGUUCAUCGCCAAACACCGCGCCCACUACAAGGACAUUACAGCCGUAUUCUUUACACCCACGAUGAACGAUAAUGGGGACUACAAGCUGCUCUCUCUGGGUGCGGACAGGAUGAUGGUCGAGUAUAAUGUUGGAGCCAGUUCAGGAGAGCACCUGGAAGUACUUAGUCUGGAUCGUAUGGACCAGACGGCGGUUCCACUCGCCGGGUGUCAUUGGCCCACACCCAAGGAGGUAGAUGCUGAGUGUCAGCGUACCGACCUGCCUAUGAUUCUUGUGGCUAAUGACGAGUAUAAAUACAAGAUCGUGAACUACGCGACGGCAAUGACCCUGGCCACGGUCCUCGGGCCGCGCUUCGAGAGCCCCGUCUCCAGAAUGCAGCUGGUCUCUAGGAAAGAAGAGCAGAACGUGCUGGAGUACAUCCUCUUUGCCACCAAGAACAUUAUCGGGCUGCAGAAAUUGCCGCUAGAUGGGAAUCCUUGGAAGCAUGUUGGGAUACUUGGACAUCCCAUACAGAUUAUUGACAUGUGUUACCGCGAAGACCUAGGGACGCUUUUUACCCAAGGAGCCAGAGAUAUAUGCUUAUGCCAAUGGGCUGCCAACUACAGGGCAGUGGACAGUACGUGUCAGCAAGGUGGCGGAGAUCUUGAUCCAUACUACUGCCUGAUCGAGAACGGGCGUCCUGGCUGGCUUUUCCAGGAGAUACGCGACUUGUUCUACUAUAUUCAGAUACUUUGUCAGGGCACCUUCUCUCCCACAAGGCGGACAGUGAAGGAUUACAUACCGAUCGAUUCGUUGCCGGACCUUAUGAGGGCUCUUGGGUUCUUUCCUUCUGAAUACGAGGUAGAGAAUCUCCUAACCGAAGCGAAGUUCAAAGUGUAUCAGCCGACGCCCUCCGCGGAGAUAGACUUCGAGGAGUUCGUAAAGCUGUACCUGAACCACCGUCCCGCAUUCGGAGACGAGCUGGGCAGGGUGCGCAACGCGUUCAGGACCUUCGCGUCGCUUGAGAAGGAGAGUUAUGGGAUGAGCAGGGAUGAGUUUGUGGACAUGCUCGGGAGUUACGGAGAGUGCUUCUCUCGCGAGUUGAGCUGGUACCUGCUGUCCAUCCUGUUGGGGCACAGCUUCGAGGACCGCGCCAGCAUGCCUGAGGAUGACUUCUCCUUCUUGCCAGAGACAAUAUCACUUCGUGACCUCCUAAUAAACAUCAUGGGCAUCCAGGAAGUGGAACUAUCGAGUGACCAGUUCUCGGCAAGAGAGUCUUUAGGUUCAUCCUGGGGCUCAACGGUCACCGGCACCUCUGAUGACAGGGAAAGAAACAACUGACAUAUUCCAUAUUGUCUUAUUACAAAUAAAAUCUCAAUCUUUCA